Messenger RNA from Protopolystoma xenopodis, 1257 nucleotides. Lineage: Eukaryota; Metazoa; Platyhelminthes; Monogenea; Polystomatidea; Polystomatidae. The record is from the annotation of a GenBank genome assembly.
AUGGCCAGUACAACAGUGGCCGGUCUCGUCUGGUCAACGCCCAACACGCCGGCAUCCGAGGUCCUUGCCAGAGAGUCCGACGUUCCGAUGAACCGGACUGUGCGAGCACCCGCACAACCAACGGUACCGGCGGCCACAGUGCUCGCUGAUCGCCGGCCUGCAGCCCUAUCGUUCGACGUUUCUGUCAGGGGCGGAGACAGUCUUGCCGCAGCCUGCGGUGGGGAAUCGGACUCAGGCAUUGCAGACGUUCGACGCCAUCUUCGGCCGACCAACACCAGUCCUCCUCCAGCCUCCGCUUCGCCCUCCUUUGCCACCGGAGGCCUCUUCUCCAGACUCAUACGUCUGCGCCGGCCCGCGAAAAAGUCCCUGUCGCCUGGCGUCACCUCGGUCGCCAUGACGACCGGUUGGAGGGCCAACUCCGCUCCGGCCAGUCCUCCGCGGUCCGGACGGACGCCAUUUUUGCGUCAUACAGCCCGUCGUGUCCCCUGUCCCCUCGACGUGAGUCUAGACGGCCAGUUGGAGAAAAGAGCGCCAGUCGGGCUGAACAGAUCCAGCCUGCUCAGCUCAACGACGAGCCAACUGUCGAGUGAGUCCGAGGCAGAGGCGACCGCGGUUCCGAUCAAGGAUUCGGACACAACGACAGCGGCCAUCGUGACGGGCUUGCGCGAGUCCUGGCAUCUCAGCUUGCCGGAUCCCAGCUCCAGCUGUUUCCUGCUGCCUCCCGGAGGCCUGACAACAGACUCGGCUUCAGUCAACUCCACUCAGAGUCUGCGAUUGACGCGUCUCCUCGGCAGAUCUCGCAGACCGCGCUCAGGUCAACCGGAGACAAUGAGGGAUCGAAGUCAAGGCAACAACGCACUGGCUGCUGAGGCCGUGAUUACACGUCCGAUUUUUCAGUUGCCAAUGCGUUGCCGACCGGCUGCAAAAGAUGCGACGGCCAAAGCGAGCCAGCGGUUCAGUACGCCUUUGAUGGCGAUAUGGAGUCAGAGCCCUGGCGUCGGUAGACAUCAUGCAGAGCCCGGACUGGGGGCAGCAGAGUCGACGGAACAUGGCAACGAGCUGCUGGACGUCAGGACAAAAGGAGGAAAGAGGAGUCUGCUCCGGUCGGGAUCUGAAGUGGGCCAACCGUCCGCGUUGAGGUCGCGACAACCAUCUCGAGCAGCCUCUCCAACCAUAAUCGAGGUGUGUGCUAGGGUCACUAGGUUUCACACAAUUGUCUCUAGCAGGGACCUCGGUCAUCAUGUAUAUUUUCGCUGA